CGAGGAUUGUCAACAGUUUCGUGAUGGCUCUUGGAUGGACAGUAAUUAUUCUUGGCUGCAUUGGACAGUUAAGCGCACAGAUACUUAAUUAUACUCAGUGCAAAGAUGUAGAAUUGCUGGAAGGUAGACUACUACGAAUACUCUCGAGACUAAAUCUAGAGGAAGAGUACAAUACCCUGUUGGUCUACGGAAAGGAAUGCGUGUUUCAUUCGUUACUGAGGAAACUAGAGAUACCCGCAGUCACUGUACCAUCAGGAAGUACUGGUCAUGAUUGGAGCUUUAGUACAGCAACACUAGUAUUAAGCUGUGGAUCUGAUGCGGAAAAUGAAGAGAACUCGUACACUCUACUGAAGUUGCAGAGGACCAGGCGUCUUAUUUAUCUAGAGGACAAUAGUGAGCCCGAAUCUGUUUGUAUGAGAUACUCGUUGAAGGAGCAGCAUAACAUAGCCAUGGUUAAGUCGGACUUCGAUCAAUCGGAUAUCUUCUACUCCUGUCGCCUCUUUCAUACGCCCAACUAUGUAGAAGGACACUUCUUCAAGGACCAACGUAUCUACAUUGAGAACUUUCAGAAUAUGCGUGGUGCUACUAUAAGAACGGUGCCAGAUAUUUUGGUGCCCCGAACCAUCGUUUAUCGAGACGAAAAGUCUGGUGAGACUAAGAUGUUGGGCUACCUGGCACACAUGUUAAAUACCUAUGCCCAGAAACUGAAUGCCAAACUGCAGUUCAUAGAUACAGAGAAGUUGGGGGUCAAAAAGCCCAGCGUCCUAGACAUAAUGAACUGGGUGAAGGAGGAUAUUGUGGACAUUGGCACGACACUGGCCAGUUCCUUGCAGUUUAAGAAUAUGGAUUCCGUCUGGUAUCCCUACCUACUGACCGGUUACUGUCUAAUGGUACCAGUUCCUGCCAAGAUGCCCUACAAUCUGGUGUAUUCGAUGAUAGUGGAUCCCCUGGUUCUGAGCAUCAUCUUUGUCAUGUUGUGUCUUUUCUCCGUUCUGAUAAUCUACACCCAACAUUUGUCCUGGAAGAACCUCACCCUGGCCAACAUCCUGCUGAACGACAAGAGCCUACGGGGCCUUUUGGGUCAAUCGUUUCCUUUUCCGCCGAAUCCAAGCAAGCAUCUCAAGCUGAUCAUCUUUGUCCUGUGCUUCGCCAGCGUUAUGAUCACCACCAUGUAUGAGGCCUACUUGCAGUCGUAUUUCACUCAGCCUCCAUCAGAGCCAUAUAUUCGAUCCUUUCAAGAUAUUGGAAACUCUUCGCUUAAAAUGGCAAUUAGUAUGAUGGAAGUGAAUGUCCUCACCUCCCUGAACAACUCACAUUUUCGGGAAAUAAGUGAAGAUCAUCUGCUGAUCUUCGACGACCUUUCCGAAUAUCUAGUCCUGCGCGACUCCUUCAACACAAGUUUUAUAUUUCCGGUAUCUGUGGAUAGAUGGAAUGGCUACGAAGAGCAACAAAAGCUAUUCGCUGAGCCCGCUUUUUACCUGGCCACCAAUCUCUGUUUUAAUCAGUUUAUGUUGUUCAGUCCCCCGUUGCGACGCUACUUGCCCCAUCGGCACCUUUUCGAUGACCACAUGAUGCGGCAGCAUGAGUUUGGCCUGGUGACUUUUUGGAAGAGUCAAAGCUUCAUCGAAAUGGUCAGACUUGGCCUGGCAUCCAUGGAGGACCUUACUAAGAAGACAAAUGUUGGGGUGAGCCUCUUGCUCGACGAUAUCUCAUGGAUACUUAAGCUUUAUUGUGGAGCUAUGUUUAUAAGUAGUAUUUGCUUUAUACUGGAGAUAUUGCGUUGCGUGAAGAGAUGCAAACGGUUAUGGAGGUGCAGAUGGUAA
Molecule: messenger RNA, 1823 nt
Organism: Drosophila sechellia
Lineage: Eukaryota; Metazoa; Arthropoda; Insecta; Diptera; Drosophilidae
Gene: Ir52a
Product: Ionotropic receptor 52a
Exons: 2
Coding region: 24-1823 (599 amino acids)
Source: RefSeq, a predicted model, not a curated record